GGUGUCUCUCCCUCUCUAACUGGUGUCUCUCCCUCUCCAACUGGUCUCUCUCCCUCUCUAACUGGUCUCUCCUCCUCCUGUUGUAGCGGACUCCACCGGGACCCACUCCCUGUACACUGAAUACCAGGACUAUGAGAUCAUGUUCCACGUCUCCACCAUGCUGCCCUACAUGCCAAACAACCCCCAGCAGCUCCUGAGGAAGAGGCACAUCGGGAACGACAUCGUGACCCUCGUCUUCCAGGAGCCGGGGGCGCUGCCCUUCACCCCCCAGAACAUCCUCUCCCACUUCCAGCACGUCUUCGUCAUCGUCCGCGUGCACAACCCCUGCUCCGAGAACACCUUCUACAGCGUUGCCGUGACGAGGAUGAAGGACGUGCCCCCCUUCGGCCCGCCCAUCCCCAGCGGCGUGGCGUUCCGCGACCCCGACGCCUUCCGCAGCUUCCUGCUGGCCAAGGUGCUGAACGCGGAGACGGCCGCGCACAAGUCGGACAAGUUCCACACCAUGGCGACGCGCACGCGGCAGGAGUACCUCCGCGACCUGGCCGAGAACUGCGUCAGCGGCACGCCCAUGGACUCGGCCGGGAAGCUCAACAACCUCAUCUCGCUGGCGUCCAAGAAGCGGGAGCGGGCGCGGGCACGGGAGGGGGCGGAGCUGGGCGCGGCGGGGGCGGUGGCCUGGCGCGUGCUGGCCCAGGACUUCAGCGGCGGCGGGGCGGAGAUGGCCUGCGCGCUGGGCCUGUCGGAGGAGUACGUGCUGCUGGUGGACCAGGCCACCAAGGAGGUGGUGUUCAACUGCUUCUGCUCCGACGUCAUCGGCUGGACGGCGGAGCGGCUGGCGCUGAAGAUCUUCUACGGCCGCGGGGACUACAUCGCCGUGCGCGUGGCCGAGGGCUGCGCCCAGGACAUCAGGGAGGUGGUGCAGAGGUUAAAGCCGCUGACGGUGGGCUGUGAGACGGUGGACAUGACCCUGAGGAGGAACGGCCUGGGACAGCUGGGCUUCCACGUCCGUCUGGACGGCACCGUGGCUGAGGUGGAGGAGUACGGCUUCGCCUGGCAGGCGGGGCUGAGGCAGGGCAGCCGAUUAGUGGAGAUCUGCAAGGUUGCCGCGGUGACGCUGACCCACGAGCAGAUGAUCGACCUGCUGAGGACCUCGGUCACCGUCAAGGUGGUCAUCAUCCCCCCGUACGAGGAGGGGGGCCCGCGCAGGGGCUGUACGGAGGAGUAUGAGAUGAAGACCAUGGAGCAGAAGCCGGAGCCCGAGCCCGUGGCGGUGGGCUACCGGCCCUCCCCGCGGCCCCCCGGGUGUCGCUGGGACAGCCCCCCCCUCCACGGCACCCCCCCUCACCCCCAGCGCUGGGCCCACAUGGGCCCGCCGGCCCCCCCCCUGCCCCGCGCCCACAAGACGCUGGUGGCCGUCCCCUACAGAGAGACGCAUCACGGCAGCGCCAAGAGGCCGGUGAGCUACCCAGAGAACCAGUACACGGUGUCCCCAGCAGGGGGCGACCGGCUGCUGCCCUACAGGAACCCCUCGGCCAGCUUCUCCUCCCCCUCCCCCGGGCUGCUGGGCCCCCACGGCCCCGGCCUCGGCCCCUUCGUACGCUACAAGCCCUCCCCCGACAGGUUCGUCCCGGGACAGCGCCCCCUGGUGGGCUACGAGCCCCCCAUGGUGCUAGACGUGACCUCCAGUGGAGAGUCGUCGUCUGGCUUCACCAGCCAGGAGAGCACGAUGGAGCGCUGCAAACCAGAGCCGGUCUGGCAUGUCCCAGUGCCGUCUCGAGGGAUGGGUGCAGGGGGGGGGCAGCGAAGGCCCCCCAGGCAUGACGUCCCGGGGAAGGACUCUCCCAACAGGCACUCAAAGGGCGAGGCUCAGUACUCCAGCCACUCCAGCAGCAACACGCUGUCCAGCAACGCGUCCAGCGGCCACAGCGACGAGCGCUGGUUCGACGGCGCCCCCCGGGGGGAGGUCAUGGGCAACGGGGGCGGGGGCCCGGGCGACGCCCCCGACCCCGCCGACCCCGACCCCUUCAACAAGGGCGGCUCCAGCGACAGCGGCAUCGACGCCCCGCCCCACUUCACCCACCACGCCCGCCCCCCCCCUGCCGGCCCCGGCCCCUCCCACAAGCCCCUCACCCUGGGGGUGCUGGGCCCGGGACUACUGGGGCCGGUGCUCACGGUCCAGGGGUACCUGGGUCAGGGGUCGCUGGGCGGGCCCCAGGACCCCCCCUCCGUGGUGAGGAGCGGGGGGGGCAGCGGCGAGGGCCGGAGGCGGGAAUCUUCACCGGCCAAUCAGAACAAAGGAUACCGGACCAGGACGUUCCCGCCGCCCGGCUCCAGCGCGGACAAGGCGGACCCGUUCCACCGGAGGGGCUGCUACACCCCCCAGGGGUACCAGACACCCUCCUCCGACCAGGGCCGUCCCGCCAGAGCCUCCGCGGCCACGCCCACCCUGGCCCUGCUGAACUCCGCCCCCCUCUCCAGCUCCGCCCCCAAAAGCUUCUACGGGAAGAGCAGGACGUCGGCGUGGCAACCGGAGGACAACGGCCUCUCCGGCCUGGUCAUCCCCACGACCUCCAGCUCUGACAACGGCAGCAAGAAGCAGGUGGAGCUGAACUCCAAGAACGUGUUCGGCCAGCCGCGGCUGCGGGCAUCACUGAGGGACCUGCGCUCCCCGCGGAGGACCUACAAGAGCACCGUGGAGGACGACCUGAAGAAGCUCAUCAUCAUGGACUACCCGGCCGACAACCCCCCGAGAGACACUUCCCCCAGGCGCCCCCUCCAGAGGACCUUCUCCGACGAGUCGCUGUGCAGCGGGCGCCGUGACGCCAGCUACGCGGCGGAGGAGAGCGUGGGCGCCCCCGCCGCCGUCCUCUUCACCUGCACCCUGCCCUCCCGCAAGCCCCACGGGCCCCCCCCCCCCGGGGGCCAGGGGGCCAAGAAAGCGGCCCUCUCCUCCUCGGAGCUCUCCCUGGUGGAGGGGCGGGACCAGGUGCCCCCCCUGCGGCGGCUGGACCCGGGGCUGAUGCCGCUCCCGGACACCAGCGGGGGGGGGCUGGAGUGGACCAGCCUGGUCAGCGCCGCCCGCGCCUACGAAGGUGAGGGGGAGGUUCAGAGGACGGUGUCUCUCUUCUCGCUGACGGAGCCUCCGGUCGGAGGUCAGGACCUGCGUCCGUCCGUCAGUCCGGUCCAGUUCCAGACGCCGCAGACGCCGCGGACCACGCCCACCUUCAGCGGCGACGAGGUGAACCACGACCUGCCGGGACGCCUGCACCACCUGGAGGUGAAGCUGAAGCAGCUCAACACCGACCUGGAGAAGGAGAAGAAGGACAAGGUGGUGCUGAUGGCGGAGAUGGCGGACCUCCGUCAGAACAACCAGCGUCUGCAGGAGGAGAGCUCCUCCGCCAGCGAGCAGCUCCGCAAGUUCAGCAUGCUGUUCGCCAGCCCGCAGCCCGACAGGAAGUGACCUCGCACCGGCCCGCAGCCCGACAGGAAGUGACCUCGCACACCAGGACGCCGGCGAUGUCGGAGGAGAGGAUUUUGGAAGACGCUGAAGGAGACUAGUUUAAAGAUGGAGUCCCACUAGACAUGAGGACUGGUUUAAAGCUGGAGUCCCUCUAGACAUGAGGACUGGUUUAAAGCUGGAGUCCCUCUAGACAUGAGGACUGGUUUAAAGCUGGAGUCCCUCUAGACAUGAGGACUGGUUUAAAGCUGGAGUCCCACUAGACAUGAGGACUGGUUUUAAGCUGCAGUACUGCGCUGUUCAACACGUUGACUCUCCUGCUAGAUUCCUCCCUCCACUUUAAACUGGACCGCCUUAAACAGGAGAGAACUACGAAGAACUUUUAAAAGGGAGGACAAAAAUAUAUAAAUAUUUUGUAAAUGUGAGCCCAACACUUUAAACACGCCUAUUGUGCCCCCCCCCCCCCUCUCCACACACACACACACACACACACACACACACCCCCUCUCUCCGCGCUCCACCAAAAUGGUCUUCAAUGUCUCUCCAGGCUGUCCUCUGGCUAUACCUGUUUAUUUUUCUAUACUGUAAUGCUUACUGUACAUCUAUAUAUCUAUACGCUCAGAGCCCAGGGACGUAGGAGUAGGGGAAGACUCAUUAUCUGAGGAAGGCCUAAUACUGUUCUGAUGCAAGUCAGCUGGGGUGUGUGUGUGUGUGUGUGUGUGUGUGUGUGUGUGUGUGUGUGUGUGUGUGUGUGUGUGUGUGUGUGUGCGCGCGCGUGUGAGAGAGAGAUGCAUACUGGUGACACACAAGCCAUCAGCUUGUGUAGCGAGCGGGAAACAAAUUGAUGUCAUGAGCUCAGUGAUGCCAGAUCUGGUGGAUUUCCACAGUUAAUCUUAAUCUCGAUUCUCCAGAUGUUGUUUCUCUCUCUGUUUUACGUCCUGUCGUCUGAUUUCGGAGGGUCUUUGGAACCGGACUUUAUGACAAGGGACAAUUGUUUUCUGUAAUCAAAAAGAACCAAUGAAAAUGAACAAAUAUGAGAGUACAUGGUGUUGUACAAACUGAAGUUCUGCGUGGUCUUCAGUUAGAGACCGUAGCUUCAGUGUCUUCGUGUACAUAUCUGUUGAGUGGCUGAUGAGAGAAUGAAGUGCGACUGAGUGUUUUCUAAGUCCUAAACCUAAACGAUCAUAAAAAAAUACGCUAUUUAUACUGCUAGCCCGUUUGACAAUACCCUACUUAUAUAUAAUAUUUUAUUUUUAAUACAGAAAUGUAUUUUGUGUUUAAUCAAAAAAAACUGGUACUGAAUGAAAAGCUUUCCAGAAAUCUCAGCUGGGGUGCGUUUUACUCUCACUUGUACUGUUCAUGUCUACACCCCCGUGGACGAUUCACCCUGUCACAACCCCACCGGAUCAAACUGGAGCUCCGCCCCCAACCCUCUCAGGAUGACGCCCACCCAACUCAUAGAUGGCAACGCACCAAUCCACGUUCUCUCUGAUCCUGGGAAGGACAGAGAAGACUCGGUGCACACGAGACUUUUCUCCUCUCCACCUUUUUGGAAGACUUGAUAUUUAUACGCGUGGAAUCACUGUGUUCGAGUCCCCUGGUCCGCCGAUCCUAUCCGUCUCUGGGGCUCCGAGCGAGGCAUCCGACAGGACAGGCUCACAAACCCUCGGAGGUGGUGAGAGUUUGGCCGGGUUUCAGGCUUCGAUCAAUUUUGACAGAUUUGAUUCAUUACAAAACACUGUUCUUAUUCGAAGAGGAGGAUUGGGUCCGAGAAGGUGAUUUCCUGCAGGAUGGGUUCUGGUUCAGAAGGGUUUUACUGGAGUUGAUAUUCUUUGGUUUUGGGGAUUGCAGAUUGAGCGAGAUGUUAAGUCAAGUGUCAACACGCAUCCUUUUAAAAACUUCUACAUUCUUACUGUUUCUUGGACGGGGAACGACUUUGAACCAAGCAGCUUAAUAGGUGUUGAUUUGUUUUUUAUAAAUGUCUUAAUCGUUAGUUUUCUUUGCAUGUGGUGGGGCAAUGCUGUUUUUUUUUAGUUUUUGUAUACAAAUCAAUGGAUGCUAAUGAUUACCUGAGCGUGGAGCAUAGCGCAGUGCAGCCGUAUUGCACAGAUCACAGUAAUGCAUCAAGACAAGCUUCUUUUUUAGAUGUUUAAUAUUUUGAUAAUUUAUUUUUAAAGACAUUGGCCACUUUUGGAUCUGAUAACAAAAUAGUGAAGAUGAGAGGGUACUGUGUGUCGAUUCCAUUGUAUGCUCUGUGACGUCUGGCCGAGGUUAAAACGUGUUAGAUUGAACUUUGUUUUGCUUGGGGUUGUAUCAAUGAGUGUACAUUUAAAGUGUAAAUUAUGUUUUCAUUAUUUUAUAAGAAAAUAUAUUUAAAAAAGCA
Molecule: messenger RNA, 5840 nt
Organism: Gadus macrocephalus (Pacific cod)
Lineage: Eukaryota; Metazoa; Chordata; Actinopteri; Gadiformes; Gadidae
Gene: sipa1l3
Product: signal-induced proliferation-associated 1 like 3
Exons: 17
Coding region: 140-3460 (1106 amino acids)
Biological process (GO): activation of GTPase activity; epithelial cell morphogenesis; establishment of epithelial cell polarity
Cellular component (GO): cytoplasm; plasma membrane; Golgi apparatus
Molecular function (GO): protein binding; GTPase activator activity
Source: RefSeq, a predicted model, not a curated record